This is a messenger RNA of Vanessa tameamea, 3757 nucleotides long. RefSeq names its product aspartyl/asparaginyl beta-hydroxylase (gene Asph). Gene Ontology annotation, molecular function: peptidyl-aspartic acid 3-dioxygenase activity; protein binding. The record is from RefSeq and is a predicted model, not a curated record. NCBI's taxonomy places the organism in Eukaryota, Metazoa, Arthropoda, Insecta, Lepidoptera, Nymphalidae. Bases 262 to 3186 code for a protein of 974 amino acids. The transcript is spliced from 16 exons. Gene Ontology annotation, cellular component: endoplasmic reticulum. Gene Ontology annotation, biological process: peptidyl-aspartic acid hydroxylation.
AAAAAAUAUACUUGUUUUCAGAAUAAAUAUUAUUUAAUUAUCAUUUGAAUAUCUAUAUAUAAUAAACAAUACUGACAGUUUUCAAACUUCUUUAGUUUCAGUUCACCUGUCGAUUUUAUCUUUUCCCAGCUGUCUUUCUCGGUUAUUUUUAGGUUAAAUUCUAAAAUAAAUUCAAGAAACGACCAGUGAGACUUUGUUAUGGUUAUGAAACAGUAAGGAGCUAUCUUCUGCCGCCUAAAGAGCGUCAGAUCAAAGUAAAUCAUGUCAGGAGAUGUACAGCCAAGAAGGAGGAAAGAUAAAAAGAAAAAAAAAGAUGAUUUGGGCGUAGAGGAGCCUCGUGGCACGGCAGCGACUCUUGGCGAGGGUGAUGUCUUUAUGCACUCCCAACAUGAUCAUGGCACUGGUGGACAUUGGUGUGCGAAAAUAAUAUUUUUUUCUCUUUUGGCGGUACUGAUUACACUUGUUGGAUUGAUUAUACUAGAAAAUAGAGGUCUCACUGAAUUGGAAGCCAACUCUGUUGAGUCACGAUAUUCCGGUGUUCUGGAAGGUUGGUUAGAAGAUACUCCUGAUGAUGAUCAUCAUGACGAACAUACUUUAGAGUUAAAACACCCUGAUGAUGAUAUUGAAGAACAUGUUGAAUCUGAUCUUGAAGAUGAAGAAGGGCACGAUUUAGAUGAAGAACAUGAGGAUCACGAAGAUGAUGAAGAGCAUGAAGAUGACGAAGAAGAGGAUGAAAUUACUGACAGUAACGAAGUUGAUGGUGACGAUGAAGAGCAUCAAGACGAGAGAGACGAAAACGAAGAUGAUAAUGAUGAAAGUGUAGAAAAUUUAGAUGAAACGGAUGAUGAGGAAAAUCUAGAACAAGACGAUGAUGAGCCAGAGGAUGAAGACGAGAUAGAGAAAAUCGAAAGGGAAUUCAAUGAUGACGACGAGGGUUCAGAAGAAGUUCCACUCAAAUCGUCUCUUCAUGACAGAGAAGAUGAAGAUGUAUCAAAAGAAGAUGCUACACAAGAGGAAGAUGAAGAGGACGAGGAUUUCUUAGAGGCGGACGAUGAUGAACCACCCGUGGAGCGAAUCACAACGCCACCGGCUGGGAAACCUUUUGUUGAGAUAGAAGAAGAAACAAUAGUAAAACCUAUCGACACAUUAGCCGAAGAAGAAGAGUAUGAAAGGAAGCAAGAAGAAUUGCGUAGAGAGGAGGCUGAAGCAUCCCACAUGUGGCUGAAGCUGGCGGUGGGCGGCGCGCUGGUCGCGGCCACGCACGCCGUGCUGCGGCGCGCCACGGCACGCGAUGCCCCUGAACCGGAACCGGAAGAGCCUCCAAGACAAGAGACGGCUCCUAUGCCCGACCGAAGGAUGACUCUUGUUUCUGAAGAACCGUCCACGUAUGUAGCACAAAGGCAACCGCAACCAGCUCCACGUUCAAUAAGUGACGAGCACAUUUUCAAAAAACCGGCUCCUGUAGUAAUGUCGGCACCAAUAAUGAAACAAGAUAUUGAACGAGAAGUAAACGAAAAAAAAACAUUACGUGAUCAGGAGAUUCCAGAAGACAAAACAAAGGAUGAAGAAGAAAAAGAGCUUUACAGUGAUGAUGAAGAAAUCGAAGAAGAAGAGGAGGAAGAAGAAGAUAUUGUUAUCCCAACAAGAAUAACUACCCAACAGAAGUCUCCGAUUCUAAAGACAGAACAUAAAGAAGAAGAAUCAGAACCUGAAGAAGUUCCCGAUGAUGUCGAAAUUAUAGACGAAGAACAAAUUGAAGAUGAAGAAGAGGAGGAGGAACAAGAUGAUGAAGAAGAAAUUUCUGAUGUCGAUGAUACGGAAUUGUUAAGUCGAUUAGAAGCUAAAUAUGGUCGCCUCCCCGAACCGGAGAGACCCGGAAAACACAAGGAAGGUGGAAAUAGUAUAGAAGAUGAAUGGCCAGGUGAACCCAGCCAGUCGUACUGGCGCGAACAGCUUGAUAUCGCUGAAGAAGAACUGCGCCAGGGCGCGUGGGCGGCGUGCGAGCGGCGCGCGGCGGCGAGCGCGCUGGGCGACAGCGGCCGCGCGCGCUGGCUGGCGGCGCGCGCGCUCGACGGCGCCGCCGAGGCGGGCAAGGACAACCGACUCCUCUCCAGGGCCAUAGCCGCAUACGUACAUCUUCUCAAAAUGAACGAGCGUCUCUCGGAUGCUAAGCUUCUGGAAGUUGCCCGUCGGGCCAUAGAUAGAAUACAAUUUAGAGGGACGUAUCUGAGUGCUGAGCCUAUUUACAGGCUUUUAAUAAGAAGAUUCCCUCACGAUGUCAACCACCGGAACAAUUUAACCGUUACCUUUCUAAUGGCUAACAGAGCCGACCUGGCAAGUGAGGUCCUCCAAGACACGCUCCGACUGUGGCCCAACGAUCGCGUCGCUCUAGCCCAUCACGGCUUCGUAAUGAAGAACCACUACAACAACCUAGAGGAGGCGGUCGUGUACCUCCAGAGAGCGCUAGAGGACGACGCCGGCCCGCCCGACGCGGCGCGCUUCUACUACCAUCUCGGAGACGCGCUGCUGCAGCUCGGCCGCCCGCGGGACGCGCAGCUCGUGCACGCCCGCGCCGCCGCGCUCGGACACUUUCUUUCCGCCGCGCAACGCUCCCUCUACAACGUGCCGCGCCUGCGGGGCCGGCCCUGGUGGCCCGUCGAGGACACCCCGUACGCGGGCCUCGCGAGGGCGCUGGAGAGGUCGUGGCGGGACGUGCUCCGGGAGGGCGAGGAGGCCGGCGCGGCGUACGAGCGCGAGAAGGAGGGGUUGAUGGAGCGCGGCGAGUGGUCGCAGCUGGAGCUGUUCGUGCGCGGGCGCGAGGUGGGCGGGCGGUGCGCGCGCGCGCCCGUCACGUGCGCGCUCGUGCGCUCCGAGCCGGCCGCCGCGGGCUGUCGGCGCGGGCAGGUCAAGUUCAGCGCCAUGCGCGCCGGCACGCACGUGCGCGCGCACGUGGGGCCCACCAACUGCCGUCUGCGCCUGCACCUGGCGCUCAGCAACACGGACGGCACCUACAUCCGCGUGCACAACGAGACCAGACAGUGGCGCGUCGGUAAAACGUUCAUAUUCGACGAUAGUUUCGAACACGAAGUCUGGCACAACGGAACUGGGACCCGUAUCGUACUCAUCGUCGACUUGUGGCACCCCGAUCUGACCGCUGCAGAGAGGCGGCAACUACCCGCAAUUUGAUAUACCAGACAUUUCUUUAAAAAAAACUGGCUAUAAUUUGAAUGAAAAAAUUUACAAUUCGUCUACUGAAUGAUAUUUUACAAUUUUUGACGAUACAGUGAAGAUUCGAUAUUUGCAUUCGUAAUAAUUUAAUUCUUAUUAUUGAUUAUAUGUGUAUGUAUGCCUGUAGUCAUAACGCAACGGAGAUCAAAGAUGUAAUAUUAUUUAGUAUAAAACAAUGUUUAUGAAAUAAGACGAAAGUGGAAUCUCUGGAAUAUUUGAAUCUAUACUGUAUUGACGUUUAUAUAUUUGUAAUUCAUGAUCAUGCAUUUCUCUUUCUAUUAUUUAUUUUAAAUCAAUUCCGUAUUAUGUAAAUAUUUAUAUGAUCAAAUAAGGAAUUAUUUACUAUAACUUGUAGAAUAUUUAUAUAUUAGAUAUAGCGCUUCAAUCAUCCUUUUUAUUACUAACAAUUUAUUUAAAGAUGUUUCUUUGCUGGUUGCUUUUUGUUUGAUAUAUAUUAAAAUUGUAAUCAUAAAAUACAAUUACAAUGCUCGAAUGUUUGUUUUUAUUUAAAUAAAAAAUAUAAAUUUUA